UGAGAAAAAUCUUUAUUGAAGCAUUUUUCCAUAUAGAAUAAGUGGUUUUUAAAAAUCAGCAAAAGCACAAUGGGAUUUGUUUUUUCUCAUUAAUGUGACUUCAAAGAUGUAGUUUGCUAUAGAAAAUGACCUGCAAAAGCUGGCUUACUGUUUUCUCAUGCUUUCAUUGGUACAUACACAGAGAAAAUAUACAUAGGGCAGUACUGGGGAGUGUGGAGGUAAAGUGAUGAAUUUCCAGGUCAGGAAUAUGUACAUUCAAAUCUUCAGAUACUUAACAGCUAUUUAACCCUUGGCAAAUCAUUUAAUCUAUCUAAGCCUCAGUUUCUCAUUUGUGAAAUGAACAGGUUGUACUUGAUCUGUAAAAUCUCAUCCAGCUUUAAAUCUAUAAACCCAACUACAAAAGCCCCCUCAGUGAAAUCUUAAGAUUUCACUUAAGAUUAAGACAUAGAUCUGAGCAUCUACAUUUGAUAAGCAACAUGGAUGAACACAGAUCACUCAGGUUAUGGCAUGCAUCUUCAAUAAGCAGCCUAUUAAAUUAAUCCAUCAGUAUGAGUGUCUUAAAUAAAUGGUGAAGUUAAGUAAUUUCUUGUGCAUGAAAGAAAGAAGUAGAAAAUGACUGCACAGGGCUUUCAAUGAUAUCAAACUGUUCAUAGGUACAAGAGCUGAUCUGUCUCAUGAUACUAUGAGGCUGAGAAUCAAACACCAUGUUUUCAGAAUUUAAAUUGUAAAUAACUCCAGGAAACAAAGUUGCAUUGGUUUAGACAGGUUAUCUCAUAUUACCAUUAAGUACUUUUGGAAAACAUAUGUAGGGGUAGAAUAGACAUGGUGAGUAUAUGCUUAAUUGAAAAGGAGGGCAGGUCAUUAAAGAAAGAAUUGAGGGAAGGAGAGAAUUUUGAAUUCAAUUAAAAAAAAACAAUUGUUAAAAUGUAUACAUGUAAUUGGCAAAACUAUUUUGAAAAGAAAAAGGGACAAAAGAGUAAUAUUUAAAGUGGUACCCCAAAGAUACAAAAAGAACAAGAGGAAAGCCUCCAGCACAUUGGGUAAAUAUUCUGUAACAGGACAAAAAUGAGAAAGAAUGUAACAGGGUAAGAGAAGAGGGAGGAGCUGUGAUCUGUAUUGAUGUAAAUGGUGUCUAUACUUCAAAGAAAUCAUAGAUUCAUCAAAAUAUCUUUCUCUUGGCCUAGUAUAAUUCUCUGCAAUCUUAUAAUAGAGAUUCAAAUAUUUACUGACAGGAAACUUUGUUCAAAAUUCCUUUCCAUUAAGAUGAUUCCUUAAGAUCCUCUUUAAUUCUAAAAUUAUAUGAUUUUCAGCAUUUAUUUAACAGCCGUAAAUAAUGUUUUUUAAUCCGUAUUUUAUGCAAUCAAAAAUUAUCACAGAAUGAGUAAAUCAAUGAUUUCUGAUAAGAAAUAUAUUAUUACUCCACAGAUGUACUAGACAUCAUUUCACAAUGUAAUCAAACCUUAAGGCAAAGUUGAAAAAUUACAUUGUUAUUAUCAUUCUUUAAUUUUGCAUCUCUUACUAUAGACCUGACCUAAAAAGACACUGUUUCAUUAAGUGUGAAACAAUAGUACCUAGUUUUCAUGGGACUUGGUAAUAAAUAUAGUAAUUAUGAAGAGCACUUACUUGUAUGUAUACCAGUGAAAAUACUAGGGGUCUAGUAUUAAAAAAUCACUAUGUGAUUAUUUAAAAUUGGUGUUUGAUUUAGGAGUAAAAAUUUUUUUUUUCCAUUUACUUGAGCCAUAGUUCCCUUUUCUGUAAAAUGAAGUUGGAUUGGAUGAUCUCUAUGAAGUCCUUUCCAGUUCUGAUAUUAGAUGUCUAUAAUUCUGGCUUGCCUACAUAUUCUCAAGAGAAUGUGAGUGAGGAAAGCACUAUUUGUUAACUUUCAAGUAGUGCUUUCUGUCUGUUAAUUAUUUUCUAUUUAUCCUACAUAUAGCUUGCUUUAUAUAUACUUGUUUACAUGUGCUAUAUCCCCAUUGGAUUGCAAGCUCAUGGAGGGGAGAUACUGUCUUUUGCCUCUUUGUAUCCCUAGCUGCUUAACACUGUGCCUGGAAUAUAAAAGACACUUAAUAAAAGUUUAUUGAUUUUUAAAUAAAUAUGAAUUAUCAUCUCUUAGCCAGCUAACUUACUUCUAGCUUCCUAAGUGAAUGCUGGAAGUGAUUAGAAAGUAAGAAUGGUAAAUGAUGUAAUUUCAUGCUGUAUUCACUAGUGUCAUGCUCUUAUAAUUUCAUAAAUAUUAUUUGAGGAGGAUGCUGAUAACUUUAUUUGAUUGAAUUUACUUAAGAGCAGCCUCUUCUUAGAAUCCUUCCUAAAGUCUGGAAAGAGGGUAAUACAGAAUGGGUAAAGUGGCUGUAAGAAUGGCAAUUUGCCUUAUUAUAAAACUGAGGCAUGAUAAUGACUCCACAACAUUAGUUUUCCAAAAGGCAAAGAUUUUUCCUAACAGUUGUCCAGAAACUGUGUUGGUGUCUAAUCAAACAAACUAUAACAAUUCCAGAAUUAGAGAAGGUACCUCAUUAUUCCUGGCAAAUCUGCCAAAGCAACUUGGCCUAGGAAAACAAACACCCAUAGAUGACUUUUUUGCCUCCUCUGGGACACUUUCAACCUGAGUAGCUGCACUUGACAAGUCAAUUUCAUUCCUAUAUCCCCUAGAGUUCUGGGUUCUCAUGGGACAGCCACAUUUUCCCCAAUUAGUGGAGGCUUGUGCUUGUGAGCUAACCCAUAUUCCCUUCCUUUCUCCCAUCCCUACUGCAAAAUUACAAUUGGCAGUUCGUGGAGACAUCUUGAAAAAUGAAGAGGAAGUGGCAAAAUUUAGGGUAAAUACAAAUAACCCACACUAGCCUAAUUCCAAGACUUCCAAGAAGGGCGAUGGUAAAGCAUCACAACCCUGCAAGGCAUAUGUAACUCGGGGCUACUUUGUUGAAAACUAACAUACUUUUCUGUUCUUCCCUUCUUUAUAAUAAGAUGGGAAAAAUAAGCUCAACAAAUGAGGAGCCAUGUGCUUGUCUUCUGAAGUGCACAAGCCGGCUGUGGCUCCAGGCGGACCGAAGUCUUGGUUCCCCGCCUUCAGCUGCCUGACACAGAGUAGGGGAGGAGCAGGAGCCGGGAAAGGGGGGGUGGGGGGCGAGCGCGCACCAUCCCGAGCCAAGACAAGCAACACAUUCACAAAUAACACCCCCCACUUCCACCCCCACCACCACGCGCUACCAUUCAAACCAGCCUCUCUCCCCAGCCACACUGACACUGUCCGCACCGCCACCCUGCUGGGGCGCAGCGCCAGGGCGCACGGAGCCCAGUCUUGCUGUCCGAGUCGGAGCAGGAGCCGGAGUCCAGGCAGCGGCCCCGGCAGUCGCACAAGGAUCCCCAGCGCCAGCCAGGGGGAGCUGGAAGGAGUCACCUCCGAGACACCGCGGAACAAGAAGAAAGAGCGAGUUAGGGGAGGUGGGCUCCUCUGACACUGCCCUCCUUCGGCGGCCGGUCCGCCGGAGUAGAGGGCUACCAUGGCAUUGGCAGUCGGGCUGCGGUACCGAGGGAGCCUGGCCCCCAUCCUCUCGAGCACCCUGUGUCUCCUCUACUUCGCCGGACAGGUAUGUGGAGAUCAAAGCCAAGGAGCUGUUUUUUUACGGGAAUUUACACUGAUUCGAAGAGAGAGCCUUCAUGAUGAUUUCCUUUCUGAUCUCCUGAAUAGUCACAAAAUUGAAGAUGCGAGUUCUAGGACAGCCCGUUCAGAAGAAGACCGGGAUGCAUUGUGGGAUGCCUGGGGUCCUUGGAGUGAAUGUUCCCGAACUUGUGGAGGAGGAGCCUCCUAUUCACUGAGACGUUGCCUUAGCAGCAAGAGCUGUGAAGGACGUAAUAUUCGAUAUAGAACCUGCAGCAAUGUGGACUGCCCUCCAGAAGCAGGAGAUUUUCGAGCCCAGCAGUGUUCUGCUCACAAUGAUGUCAAGUAUCAUGGCCAAUUGUAUGAAUGGCUACCUGUGUCAAAUGACCCCGACAACCCAUGUUCUUUGAAGUGCCAGGCCAAAGGGACUGCUCUUGUUGUUGAAUUAGCCCCUAAAGUUUUAGAUGGUACAAGAUGCUACACAGAAUCACUGGACAUGUGUAUUAGUGGUUUAUGUCAAAUUGUUGGCUGUGACCACCAGCUAGGAAGCACUGUCAAGGAAGAUAACUGUGGAGUCUGCAAUGGAGACGGUUCCACCUGCCGGCUGGUCAGAGGGCAGUACAAAUCGCAGCUCUCAGCAACCAAACUUGAUGACACCGUAGUUGCCAUUCCCUAUGGAAGUAGACAUGUUCGCCUUGUCUUAAAAGGACCCGAUCACUUGUAUCUGGAAACCAAGACACUACAGGGUGCAAAAGGUGAAAAUAGCCUCAGCACUACAGGUUCCUUCCUUGUGGACAAUUCCAGUGUCGACUUCCAGAAGUUUCCAGAUAAAGAGAUAUUGAGAAUGGCUGGACCCCUCACUGCAGAUUUUAUUGUCAAGGUCCACAAUGCUGGAACUGCUGAUAGUACCGUUCAGUUCAUCUUUUAUCAGCCCAUCAUACAUCGGUGGAGAGAGACUGAUUUCUUCCCUUGCUCAGCAACCUGUGGAGGAGGUUACCAGCUGACCUCGGCUGAAUGCUAUGAUCUGCGGAGCAGCCGUGUCGUAGCAGAUCAAUACUGCCACUAUUACCCAGAGAACGUCAAACCCAAACCAAAGCUUCAAGAGUGUAACUUGGACCCCUGUCCUGCCAGUGACGGCUACAAGCAGAUCAUGCCCUAUGACCUCUACCAUCCCCUUCCUCGGUGGGAAAGUACACCAUGGACAGCCUGCUCCUCCUCCUGUGGAGGUGGCAUCCAGAGCCGGACAGUUUCUUGUGUAGAAGAAGACAUCCAGGGGCAUGUCAGUUCAGUGGAAGAAUGGAAAUGCAUGUACACUCCUAAGAUGCCUAUCGUUCAGCCCUGCAACAUUUUUGACUGUCCUAAGUGGCUGGCACAAGAGUGGUCUCCGUGUACUGUGACAUGUGGCCAGGGACUCAGAUACCGUGUAGUCCUCUGUAUUGAUCAUCGAGGAAUGCAUACAGGUGGUUGCAGCCCUAAAACAAAGCCACACAUAAAAGAAGAAUGCAUUAUACCCACUCCCUGCUAUAAACCCAAAGAGAAACUUCCUGUGGAAGCCAAGCUGCCAUGGCAUAAGCAAGCCCAAGAACUGGAAGAAGGAGCCGUGGUGUCAGAAGAGCCCUCAUUCAUCCCCGAGGCCUGGUCAGCCUGCACGGUCACCUGUGGCGUGGGCACCCAGGUGAGGAUGGUGAAAUGUCAGGUGCUCCUGUCUUUCUCCCAGUCUGUGGCUGAUCUGCCCGUCGACGAAUGUGAAGGUCCCAAGCCAGUGUCCCAGCGUGCCUGCUAUGCCGGACCUUGCAACGGGGAAAUUUCCGAGUAUAACCCUGAGGAGACAGACCUGCUCUAUGGUGGCCUGCAGGAUUUUGAUGAGCUGUUUGACUGGGAGUAUGAGGGCUUCACGGAGUGUUCCGAGUCCUGUGGAGGAGGUGUCCAAGAGGCUGUGGUGAGCUGCCUGAACAAACAGACGCGGGAGACCGCGGAUGAAAGCCUGUGCGUGACCAGCCGCCGGCCACCGAAGCUCCUGAAAUCCUGCAAUUUGGAUCCCUGCCCUUCGAGGUGGGAAAUUGGCAAGUGGAGUCCAUGUAGUUUAACCUGUGGAGUCGGCCUACAGACUCGGGAUGUUUUCUGCUCCCACCUACUUUCCAGAGAGAUGAACGAGACUGUGGUGCUGGCAGAUGAACUGUGCCACAAGCCCAAGCCCACCAUAGUACAAGCUUGCAACCGUUUCAACUGCCCACCAGCCUGGUACCCUGCAGAAUGGCAACAGUGUUCCCGGACCUGUGGAGGGGGUGCUCAGAAAAGAGAUGUUCUUUGCAAACAACGAAUGGCUGAUGGCAGCUUCCUUGAGUUGCCAGAGACCUUUUGCUCAGCCCCAAGACCUACCUCUCAACAAGCAUGCAGGAAUGAAGAUUGUCCUCAUGAAUGGCUUCUCUCUGAGUGGACACAGUGUUCCAGGAGCUGUGGAGAGGGCACCCAGACUCGCAGUGCCAUCUGCCGAAAGAUCCUGAAAUCCGGAGAGUCGGUCAUUGUCAACUCUUCCCUAUGCGCACCAUUGCCUUUCUCUUCCUCUGUCCAACCCUGCAUACUACCAGCAUGUGCAGGGCCCAGUCGCCCAUCUCCAAAGCACAGUCCUCACAUUACAGCCGUCAGGAAGAUCUAUAUUCAGAUCCAGAAACAAAGAAAGUUACACUUUGUGGUAGGGGGCUUUGCCUACCUGCUUCCCAAGACUUCGGUGGUCCUCAGGUGCCCCACACGGAGGUUCCGAAAGCCUCUCAUCACCUGGGAGAAGGAUGGCCAGCACCUCACCAGCUCUGCCCACAUCACAGUGGCCCCUUUUGGCUACCUGAAGAUUCAUCGUCUGAAGCCCUCUGACAUGGGCACCUACACCUGCUCUGCAGGACCAGCUCAGGAGCAUUUUGUGAUCAAACUCAUUGGGGGCAACCGUAAGCUUCUGGCCAGACCCUUGGGACUGAGGGGUGAGGAGGAGACCCCACCAGGAAGGAAGAAUAGCCCAAAUGAGGCUCUGCGCACCCAGGAGAAGCAUCAAAAUGGAAUUUUUUUCAAUGGCAGUAAGGCUGAAAAGCGAGUCCCCCCAGUUGACCCAGGAAGCCGCUAUGAUGACAUUGUCUCUAGGCUGCUGGAGCAGCGAGGUUGGCCUGGUGAGCUGUUCGCCUCUUGGGAGGCCCAGGACUCUACAGAGAGGAACAUCUCCUCAGAAGAGGACCAGAAUCCAGAGCAAGCCCUCCUCCACUUGCCUUUCACCUUGGUAACUGAGCAGCAGCGGCUAGAUGACCUCCUCAGAAACAUCUCCCAGCAGCCCGAGGAGCUCCGAGACCUCUAUAGCAAACACUUGGUGUCCCAGCUAGCCAGGGAAAUCUUCCGGAGUCACCUAGAGCACCAGGACUCACUCCUCAAGUUCCCAGAAGGAAGAAUCCACCCUGUGGCCAUCCCUCCCCACAAACACGUGUCUGGAUUCAGCAGUUCUCUCCGCAUCUCCUCUUUGGGCUCCUCAGGAGAGAUGAGAAGUGGCCAACCCCACAGGAAGCCCGUGAUACUAAGGAAGAUUUCAGCAGCCCAGCAGCUCUCAGCCUCCGAGGUGGUCACACACCUUGGGCAGACUGUAGCCCUUGCCAGUGGCACACUGAGCGUGCUUUUGCACUGUGAAGCUGGGGGAAACCCAAAACCUACCAUCACGUGGGCCAGGAACGGGGAAGAGGUUCAAUACAGCAACAGGAUUCUUCUGCAACCAGAUGAUUCUUUACAGAUCCUAGCACCUGUUGAAGCAGAUGUGGGUUUCUACACUUGCAAUGCCACAAAUGCCCUGGGUUCUGACUCUGUCUCCAUUGCUGUCACUUUAGCAGGAAAACCAUUGGUGAAGACAUCAAGGAUGGCUGUCACCAAUAUAGAUUUGCCUGCUGUCAUAGUUGAUGUGGGAAGUGUCAUCAAAACCAUCCCAGGAGUAAAUGUGACAAUUAGCUGCCAAGUCGCAGGUGUGCCUGAAGUAGAAGUCACUUGGUUCAGGAAUAAAAGCAAACUGGCUCCCCUUCACCACCUGCACGAUGGCUCCCUGUGGAUUACAAAUGUCUCCUUUUCUGAUCAGGGGCUCUACUCCUGCAGGGCAGUCAAUCUUCAUGGAGAAGUGACCGAAAACACCCAGCUAGUGAUCCUAGAUCCACCCCAUCCCCCUUCUCAAAUGGAAGACAUCAAGGCUCUACUUUCAGCCAAUGGACCAAACCUUCCCUCUGUACUGACUUCUCCUCUGGGAACACAGCUGGUCCUGAGUCCUGGGAAUUCUGCCAUCCUUGGUUGCCCAGUCAAGGGCCAUCCUUAUCCUAAUAUCACUUGGUUCCAUGACCAUCAGCCUAUUGCCACAAUAGCAGAGCCAACAUACCACAUUUUGGCAGCUGGACAGAUUCUUCUGAUCAGAAAUGUCAGUGCAGGAUCUCAGGGAGAAUUCAGCUGCCUGGCUCAGAAUGAAGCUGGAAUGCUAGUGCAGAAGACAUCUCUGGUGAUCCAAGAAUACUGGUGGUCAGUGGACAAACUGGUGGGAUGUUCAGCCUCAUGUGGGAACAAAGGAAUUCAACAACCCCAGCUGAAGUGUGUGCUGAAUAGUACCGAGGUCAGCCCUUCGUUUUGUGCCGGAAAAGCCAAGCCAGCUGUGCAACCUGUAGCCUGCAACCGAAGAGACUGCCCAUCCCGGUGGAUGGUCACUCCCUGGUCAUCCUGUACCCGAAGCUGUGGGGGAGGCGUCCAGACACGUCGAGUUACGUGCCAGAAACUAAAAGCCAGUGGCGCCUCAGUACCCAUGUCCAACGAGAUGUGUUCCCAACUGGCCAAACGACCUGUGGACACCCAAGCGUGUAACCAGCAGCUCUGUGUGGAAUGGGCCUUCUCUAGUUGGGGUCAGUGUAAUGGGCCAUGCAUCGGGCCCCGGCUGGCCGUGCAGCACAGACAAGUCUUCUGCCAGACAAGGGAUGGAAUCUCCUUACCUUUUGAGCAAUGUAGUGCCCUCCCAAGGCCUGUGAGCACUCAGAACUGCUGGGCAGAAGCCUGCGGCGUACACUGGAGGGUCAGCCUGUGGACACUGUGUACAGCGACGUGCGGCAACUACGGCUUCCAGUCCCGGCGGGUGGACUGCAUACACAUCCGCACCAACAAGCCUGUACCGGAGCACCUGUGCUCCUGGAGACCCCGUCCUGCCAACUGGCAGCGCUGCAAUAUCACUCCUUGCGAAAACAUGGAGUGCAGAGACACCACCAGGUACUGCGAGAAGGUGAAGCAGCUGAAACUCUGCCAACUGACCCAGUUCAAAUCUCGCUGCUGUGGGACUUGUGGCAAAGCCUGAAGAUGGGGUGCAGGGGAUUGCUCUGCUCUGGCCACACACAAAGGACUCGUGCAACCAAGUGGGACAGAACUCAAGCUUUCUUCAUUUUAUUUAUUUAUUUUCCCCCUUCUUCCUCCUCCCUCUCUACCCUACACACCCCCCCCUCAUCUGACUCCCUCCCUGGACCCUCUUCUUAACUAUAAGGGCCUCGACAAGCUUUCUCUUCCACAUUUCUGGAAGGCAGAAUGCGAUAAAGGCAGGAAUAGCUAGAAUUAUAAAAGGAAAGGAAGAAAAGGGUUCUAGGCUGAGCUGGGCCCAGAAAAAGCAAGCUGCUUAAAAGAGCUUCCCCCCUAGGAUGACACAGAACAACUAGGAGAAGGUAAAGUCCCCUAAAACUGCUGGCCCCUGGAGGCAAUGCUUUCACCAUGCCUAGUUAGCUCAACAGACAGGGGGAAGAAAAUUGGAGGAGAAAAAUGGAGGGGGUAGAUUUGUAUGUAUUUACACAAACCUUGGACAACUAACAGGGUGUUUGUUUUGUUCUAGAAAAGUGUGCGUGUCUGUGUAUGUGUGUCUGCGUGCACACACACGUGUGUGUGUGUGUGUGUGUGUGUGUGUGUGUGUGUGUGUGUGUGUGUGUAUCACAGGACUGUCUUGGUUUGUUUCAUCUGCCUUCCAUGUCCUCUUUGUCACAAUGAGGACCACUGGAGAGAACCAAGAAAAGUGGACUUUGAGCUAGAACCAUGCCCUCCUUCUUUGGAGGGGAAAGUAGGAAAUAAUAUCAUAAAACAGUAGAGUGUAAGGUGAAUAAAUUGGCAGGCAGUGCAGGAAUGAAGGCAGAAGAAUUGAGUUAUGAGGUACAAUAUUAUCUAAGAAACAAGAGAUGGGGAAAGAGACAGGAAAAGGUCAUGUGCAUGCAAUGGGAACUGGAGGUACCAUAUCCGGCACUAUGUCUGAGGUUAUCCUAGACUUAAAGUUGAAAAAAAUGCUCAGGGCCAUCCACUCCAACAUAUUUUACAGAUAACAAACUCGAGGCCCAAAGACAUUAAGUGAUUUACCCAAGGUCAUAGAAGCAACUAGCAACAGGGCUGGGAUUUGAACUCACAGUCCCUGGCUCCAGUCCAGCCUGCUUUUCUUUGGAUCACCCUGCCUCAUAAGAGCUGGUUAUGCUGGGCUCAAAAAUGUCAUAUGUCUACUCAACCCAUGGACUUGUGCUCCCUCUUAAAUCAGCCCUCAGAUCUGGCAUUGUGCUUUCUGUUUCUCCAUUGGGGGCCAUUCAUGUCUGCGCUGCAGCAUUCAAGAAGAAUGGCCUAGUGACUUGUAGUGGUGGGUACUUUCCAUUGACUGGCCAGCUGCACUGGAGGAGCCAUCCAGGGGCUGGAAAGCUUCCCCUUUCUCCCUUAGUGCCUUAAAAGUAGGGUGUCUUAGGCAAUGGAAGGGCUUGUUCUUAUGAGACCCCCUUUCUGCCUUUGUAGCCCCAGCUGUCAAACCCAAUUAUAUCACCUAUUAUUUUAAAUAGAGAAAGCUUCUUUCACUCAAUCAGGAGCUCCCUGACACUAAUGCCCAUUAUGCUUCAAAGGCACAAAAAGACUUCAUUUGGGAGACUCUGAUUUUGGAACAACUUCCUGUCCCUUGUUGUGGCACAACUUGGGCACAGAUGCCUUAUGUUAUCAUGUUGGUGACUUGGAUGGGGCAGCGCCUCUAGAGUAAGCCACAGCUCUGCUUCUCUGCCCACCCAAGAAUAAGAUGCCACUCGACUCUGGGGUGCUGCCACUGAGAGAGAGCCUCUUCAGACUUAACAUUCAUUCGGGGAAGUCAAGAUCCAAGUGGACAGCAACGUUCCUCUCAUGUGUCCUUCCCCCACGAUGCAAGGAGGGAAUGGUCAGAAUAUGUCUCUCUCCGUUCUUCCUCUUCCUCCACAAUUGGGCUCCCAGAAAUCAUGUUACUUAGAAUCAGUGUAAGUUUUAUUUAAAAUAAAAAGAGAAUGUCUUCUAUGUCUGUAUAUCUUUUGUGUAUAUUUAUUAGGAUUUCUUGUAUAAAAAGUGCAAUAUUAAUAAUUGUACAUGAUGUUGUCCAGAUAAUGCUAUGGGGGUGAGGUGGGGGGUGGGAAGGGUUUUUAAUGAUCUUCCUAAAGUUUUGUUCCUGUCAAAUUGGUGGUGAUAUUGUAUGUUUUCCUAUUUUUAAUGGCGUUUGGCAUCUAACUUUGGAAUACAUCCAUUCUCUGUGUACAGAAUACAUUGUAAAAUCUUACACGUGGGUUGAUGGGGCAACGGGAAAGGCUUGAUUUGUGACAUGGUAGUUUUGCAUGAAAUGAAGGGCAGAUCCCUUUAAUAAUAAUGGAGUGAUUGUUUCUAGUUCAGUAGCUAAUGGAAAACAGUGGGAAACUGUACAUUUCAUAACUAGCAAAACCUUUCCAGUGAAAUCACCUGUAGGGUUUUUGCACCUGGGACUAUGCUUUGCAGAAACCCCCAGAGAGCCACAAUUUGGAAUGGAAAAUCCGGAGCUCUCUUGCAUGGAAUGAAUGUACUUUCAAAUGUUUGUCCUGUGAAUUGUGACUUGGCAGCAUCGCAAGAAGAGAAUAAGGGUUGCUAAAUACUGUGGAAGGAUGUGAUUCCUCCCUGAAAAACACAAGUCUGUAUUUAUAUUUUUUGUACAGAUAAUGCAGCUUAUUUAUUUAAA
Molecule: messenger RNA, 11588 nt
Organism: Monodelphis domestica (gray short-tailed opossum)
Lineage: Eukaryota; Metazoa; Chordata; Mammalia; Didelphimorphia; Didelphidae
Gene: ADAMTSL1
Product: ADAMTS like 1
Biological process (GO): extracellular matrix organization; proteolysis
Cellular component (GO): extracellular matrix
Molecular function (GO): metalloendopeptidase activity
Source: RefSeq, a predicted model, not a curated record